This is a messenger RNA of Morchella importuna, 222 nucleotides long. RefSeq lists its product as uncharacterized. Lineage: Eukaryota; Fungi; Ascomycota; Pezizomycetes; Pezizales; Morchellaceae. The transcript has 4 exons. The coding region runs from base 1 to 222 and encodes 73 amino acids. The record is from RefSeq and is a predicted model, not a curated record.
AUGGCUCGCCAUUUCAAAAACAAUGCAUGCGUUGGCCGAGAAAACAUGCCCUAUGCCUGCUCAGAAGCUGAAAUUUUACCUCAUCCCAAUAUGCCGGUACUUAUCAGUCUGGUUCCUGACAAUUUAUCACUCAGCCGGGCCCGCAUACCUGGGCUGGGUCUCGAUGGUCUGGAUUACUACUCCGUAGCUAUAGAUCUACCUACUAUAGCUUGGUCUGGAUGA